Messenger RNA from Gorilla gorilla gorilla (western lowland gorilla), 1525 nucleotides. RefSeq lists its product as uncharacterized. The transcript is spliced from 7 exons. The record is from RefSeq and is a predicted model, not a curated record. The coding region runs from base 143 to 1525 and encodes 460 amino acids. NCBI's taxonomy places the organism in Eukaryota, Metazoa, Chordata, Mammalia, Primates, Hominidae.
CCCUCCGACCCCGCGCUGCCCUGCGAGGCCGCCGCCGGGCGCCUCACCGUUAUGCUGCAGUGGAGCGUGAGCCGCGGCUGCGGCUCCUGGUUCUUGUGGAAGCACCGACCAUGUGCCGAGAGCUAACUGUGUCAAGAAGAGCAUGCUUCGGUUGGCUGGAGUGAGCAAUUCAACUUGUGGAGGAGUGAGAAAUGACAGCAAGGCCGAGGAGAAUGGCUCCCACAGCUUCAUGCACUCCAUGGACCCACAGCUGGAGCGGCAAAUGGAAACCACCCAGAACCUGGUGGACUCCUACAUGGCCAUUGUCAACAAGACCGUGUGGUACCUCAUGGUUGGUGCGAAGCCCAAGACCAUCAUGCAUAUCAUGAUCUACAACGUGCAUGCACCGCCUCAUGGGGACCAAGGAUUUCAUCUUCUCGGAGCUGCUGGCCAACCUGCACUCGCGUGGGAACCAGAAGACACUCGUGGAGGAGUCGGCAGAGCAGGCACAGCGGCGCGAAGAGAUGCUGCUUCUCAGAGCUGCUGUCCAACCUGUACUCGCGUGGGAACGAGAAGACACUCCUGGAGGAGUCGUCAGAGCAGGCAGACCAAGGAGUUCAUCUUCUCAGAGCUGCUGUCCAACCUGCACUCGCGUGGGAACGAGCAGACACUCCUGGAGGAGUCGGCAGAGCAGGCCGACCAAGGAGUUCAUCUUCUCAGAGCUGCUGUCCAACCUGUACUCGCGUGGGAACAAGAAGACACUCCUGGAGGAGUCGGCAGAGCAGGCACAGCGGCGCGACGAGAUGCUGGGCAUGCACCACGUGCUGAAAGAGGCUCUCAGCAUCAUCGGCGACAUCAACACGAACACCGUCAGCACAGCUACGUGGGCCCAUGGACGACGCCUAGCUGCAGCAGCCAAGCCCAGCAAAAGAAUGGCAUACAGGAGUUGCUGCACAAGCCUGGGUGCUCCACGCUGUCAGUGAGGCUCACCUCACAAAGAUCUUUGGAGAGAAGGAGGUGGGGAUCUGAGUGCAGUUCAAGCCGCCCCUGCCCCUGCCUGCCUACCCUGCCUGAGGACUCUACUCACCACCAUGCUUGUCAGCACCCACAAGCUCCUGGGGGGCUGGGGCUCCUGGACCGGGCUCAUCAGCAGGGUUCAGGGCAGUGGUCAGGAAUUUGCCGUGCCCCUCCUUGUAGCCACCACAAGCCGCAACAUCAUCUCCAGCAGCUCCAGCAGCUUCACCUGGAGGGAGGGGUGCUCAGCUGUUACGGACCUACCGGCGCCCACCCUCACGCCCACCCCCACCCCUGCAGAGAUGUUGCACACCCUACCUUCAUCUCCUCCGUGUCCUGGACCAGCCUGAUGAUGUCCUCCUCCCGUUGCUGCAUCUUUGGCACUGCCCCCUGGCUGUGUUCUAGGGUGAUGAACUUUCCUGCAGGAGGACAGGGCUCAGACGCUGAGGUCCCUCCGACGGCCCUGCAGCUCCCCCUGCCGUGCCCUGGCCUCCCACUAACUGAUGACUUCUGUCUUUCCAGUACUGGAUGA